CAGAUUCCUAGUCGACACGCGAAGAGUCGUCUACACCUGCAAGCAUGAGAGAGGAAUACUUUAGAUGUAGUGGAUGUAACUAAAACACAAACCACACAGUGUGUAUUUUGUAGCAGUAUUACACCACGGAGCUGCAUAGUAACAACAAAACAUGAAGACGGAUACGUCAUGGCAGAUACUUGUUCUUAGUUUGGUUUUAACAACACAUUCCUCCCAAGCUAGCACGGCCUGCCCUGAAUCCGUAACAAAGAAUUCAAUCGCACAUAUGUGUAAAGAUGAAGCCAUCGGGAGUGUUACCGGACUACUUCUUGACGUGUUCGUACCAGUCAACACAAAAACCACCUGCAACUGCUCUCUUUACGCAUCACAACACACGGCGAUUGGUAUAGGUGCCGUUCAACUUCCAGAUAUGAACUGUGAAUCAACAUUAACUAUAAACACACAGAGGAAGUUGAUUUAUAGUUGUGUAAAUGAGAACAAUUCAGUCGGGUAUGGAGAAAAUAUUGUACGCAAUAUUACUCAAUCUAGUAAUUUGAUUGAGCUGGAAACAAGCAAUGCACCCAUUAACGUUACUUACUGUCUAUACUUCUACAGUAAAGGAGGCGGAG
Messenger RNA from Gigantopelta aegis, 608 nucleotides. RefSeq lists its product as uncharacterized. The record is from RefSeq and is a predicted model, not a curated record. The transcript is spliced from 3 exons. The annotation marks the transcript as partial. NCBI's taxonomy places the organism in Eukaryota, Metazoa, Mollusca, Gastropoda, Neomphalida, Peltospiridae.